Molecule: messenger RNA, 975 nt
Organism: Talaromyces amestolkiae
Lineage: Eukaryota; Fungi; Ascomycota; Eurotiomycetes; Eurotiales; Trichocomaceae
Exons: 2
Coding region: 1-975 (324 amino acids)
Biological process (GO): C-terminal protein methylation
Cellular component (GO): membrane; endoplasmic reticulum
Molecular function (GO): protein C-terminal S-isoprenylcysteine carboxyl O-methyltransferase activity
Source: RefSeq, a predicted model, not a curated record
AUGUCGACCGGCACAUCAGCAGCCUCCGCUGAAUUCACCACCUCAUCUGAAACCACAGAUACCAGACCACAACAAGAAGGAGAAUACCUCGCCUGGCGCCCACCAACAUCCAGCACUCCUUCAGCCAACACCACAAACAACCAUGCAACUACAAAUACCUACACAACCUACAACCCAACGACCCCCAUUCACCCCCCUCCCAACGGCCGACCCUAUAACCCACCACCACCCGCCGCCGAAAAACCUCUUGACCCUUCCAUCCUCCCCAAUGGCUCCAUGUCCCUCUCCGGCAUUGCAACACGCGCCUUCGGGCUCGGCCUCAUCCUCGGCCUCUCCAGCCUAACUACCAUCUACAUGCUCACCGUCCCGCAACAACAAACCACGCUCUGGCGCAUUCCAUUCUUCGUUUCCUCGCUCUGCCUAUUCCACUUCCUCGAAUUCUGGGUUACGGCGCAAUACAACACGAAAUAUGCAGACGUCUCUUCGUUCUUGUUAACUUCGAAUGGCGCGGCGUAUAACAUUGCACAUGGAUCUGCGAUGCUGGAAUGCGUGGUGUCGCAUUAUCUGUUCGGAUCGUCGACAUCAAGCAUCAUCCGCACGGUAUCGACUGCGCUUCUCCUCUUCGGGAUCUUGUGUAUGGUCGUAGGCCAGAUUGUGCGCACACUCGCCAUGGCAACGGCGGGAAGUAAUUUCAAUCACAUUGUGCAAGUCCGUCGUCGAGAGGGCCAUGUGCUGGUGACAGGCGGUAUAUACAGUGUGCUACGACAUCCGAGUUAUUUCGGCUUCUUCUGGUGGGGGUUGGGAAGUCAAUUGGUGCUGCAGAAUGUGGUCUGCUUUGUGGGUUAUGCAUUGGUUUUGUGGCGGUUUUUUAGUUCGAGGAUUUACCGUGAGGAGAGAUUCCUUAUCGCAUUUUUCGGGGAUGAGUAUAUUUCUUACAAGAGCAGGACUAUUGUCGGAAUUCCAUUCAUUGCAUAG